Messenger RNA from Trametes versicolor FP-101664 SS1, 1253 nucleotides. RefSeq lists its product as uncharacterized. The record is from RefSeq and is a predicted model, not a curated record. The coding region runs from base 1 to 1092 and encodes 363 amino acids. Lineage: Eukaryota; Fungi; Basidiomycota; Agaricomycetes; Polyporales; Polyporaceae. The transcript has 8 exons.
AUGGCCCGUCUCUCUCUCCUCUUUGCCCUGUUUCUCGCGGGGCUCACCUUCACCCUCGCGAGCCCGCUCAUCAACGCUGCACAGCCACACACGGAACAGGUCAGCCAUGCACCCAAGAGCGCGACCGCGCCCGCCAAGUCGCACGCGCUGCCAGCGCCGUUCUGUUACCCCUCGCUCGGAUUCCUUGCGCCAGACGCGCUUCCGUUGGACAACAGCCUAUGGUGGUGCGAUCCCGCGACAGAGUACGCGUUCGUGGGGUUCAGCUACGAGGUCACUGCUUGUCAGAGUCGCGCACAGCUCCACAAAGAGUUCCGGGAUAUCCGACAGCACUUCAACUCGCGCUAUGUCCGGCUGUACGGCGCUUGCGAUCGCGAAGGCUUCUAUGACGACAUUGUGGACGCUGCAUGGGCCAACAGACUCGGCGUGCAUGCCCUAAUCUGGUUCGGGUUCGACGGAAGCGACAUCUGGAUCUCGCGACGCGACACGCUCCUGGCCGCCCUGCACGCGAACCCGCUCGCGAAGUUCGUGACGCGCGUGCUGCAGUUUGGCUCGGAGCCGCUGUUCGACAACGUGCUCCCGCACGACCAGCUCGCGGAGCAGGUCACGCUUGCGAAGGCGAACCUGUCGAGCCUCGGCAUCCCCGUCACGGUCAGCGAGCUCGCGUUUGGGUACCAGGAGCGCGGGGGCGCGCAGGACGUGCUCGAUGCGAUCGACUCGAUCAACAUCCAUAUGUUGCCGUUCUUCUCCCAGGAGGCGUCGACGUCGGACCAGGCGUGGCCACUUGUGCUGCAGGACUUGCAGUUUUUCAUUGACAAUGGGAAUGGGAAGAAGAUGUACUUCGACGAGAAUGGCUGGCCGUCUGUGACCUCACCCAGCGUGCAGCCCAAUAGCCCAGACGCAGUCGCGGACGUACCAAACGAGCAUGGAUAUUAUGUGCUGCUGGACCAGCACUGCGAGGACCUGAAAACCGUCGUCGGGGGCGGCGUCGGCUGGUUCGCGCACAUCUACUCGGACAACCAAGAGCCGGGGUACGGAAUCUACGACUCCAAGGGGCACAUGAAAUUCCCGUUCGCGCCGCGCACACACUGUUGAUGCACACGAUCCUCGGGCGCGCUCCGAGCGCGUGCGGUGCCUGGCUGCCUUGAGGGCCGCAGUUGUGUUAACAUUCCUUUGGAAAUCGGGUUGCUGGUGGCGCUAUGUUGUACGUAUACUGCGCAGAUUCUUGACGAUGUAUCAUAGCUCGUUUACAUGAC